AUGGUGUGUGACGUCCCGAGUGAAAAGGAGAAGCCGUCAAGUGGGGCUGCUAGCCGGGACGGCAGGAGGGCCCCUGCUGCCCUCGCAAAGGAACGCCUUCUGGAGGCUAGGGCGUCAGGGCCUCGGCUCUGCGUGGACCUUGGUGUGGCUGACUAUAUGACGCAGAAGGAAACAAGCCGCCUCGCCUCUCAGAUCAGGAGACUCUACGGGGCAAACAGGCGAGCCGAGAAGCCAUUUUGGCUCUGUCUGACGGAGUUUGUGGUGGGCUCGUUGAUUUAUGAGGAGUGUUUUCGCAUGAACGACGGCUUCUCCAAUUAUUUGAUGGAUACAACUCAAGAAAGUUACUUGGACCUGUUUCCUUUAGAUGCAAUUGUUUAUCUCACUCCUGACUCUGAGAACGUCCUUGAAGAUAUUGAUCCAAAUAAAGUGUACGUCCUCGGAGGCCUGGUGGAUGAAAGUAUUCACAAGAAGCUGACUCUGCAAAGGGCACAAGAGCAGUCCUUGCAAACAGCCCGCCUCCCCAUUCGCGAGUACAUGGUGAAAACUCUUAACACCAAGAACUACCACUCGGAGACACUAGCAAUUAAUCAAGUCUUUGAUGUCUUAUCAACUUACUAUGAGACCCGAAGCUGGCCAGCAGCCUUGAAAGCUGGAGUUUCUUCUGGAAAAGGCUAUGUGCUACCAGAUGCAGUGAAAUAAGUGGAAAUACCUAAGCAUGACAAUGCACAAGAAAACUGUUUAUUUUGUGAUGUUAAGGAGCUGUGCAGACAAGAGAGGCAAACUCCCAAUUUCAAGCAGAGGCACCAGCAUGAAUGUGCAUAGAGAAAACAGCUCUGCUUAAAUCUUGAGGACCUUGUCAAGACUGACACAUUCUACCUUAGCAGUACAAUGCUGGAAAUGACUUUGCCCCUUGAAGAGAAAACAAAAGCCGAUGGAGCCCUGGGAUCAAGUAAAAACUGACAGUUCAGUUUUGCUUCUUUGCAGAUGCUUGUUAGGGUGUUUCUGACUCUUGCAUCUACACUUGUUCUGGGAGAGGGAGGAGAGCUUUAAGGUAUUUCAUUCAUCUUGAUUAAACAGUAAGUCAGGUGAAGUUAGAAUGGCAAAGCUCACUGGAAUUUUCCAUGGGAAAAUUCCUUCCCAUGGAAAAGGACAGUGCUGUUCCAAUUGGGGAACACAAGAUGGGAAGUCAUUCCCCAAUGGAGAAACAGUUCCCAGGUGUGCCAUGUCCUAACAGCUUUAAACCAGUUGAAGACUUAGUGGGUUGUUGAAGCCUACAGCUAAUCCUGUGCAUCUAAGCUAAAAUAAAAUGUUUACUCUUAAACUCC
Pygoscelis adeliae (Adelie penguin) is the source of this 1325-nucleotide messenger RNA. It is a transcript of the gene TRMT10B, whose product is annotated as tRNA methyltransferase 10 homolog B (S. cerevisiae). NCBI's taxonomy places the organism in Eukaryota, Metazoa, Chordata, Aves, Sphenisciformes, Spheniscidae. Gene Ontology annotation, cellular component: nucleus; nucleoplasm. The transcript is spliced from 7 exons. The record is from RefSeq and is a predicted model, not a curated record. The coding region runs from base 1 to 699 and encodes 232 amino acids. Gene Ontology annotation, molecular function: tRNA binding. Gene Ontology annotation, biological process: tRNA N1-guanine methylation.